ACGUUUGAGGUCACGAGACGAGAAAUCAGUCAGACGGAACGAUUGCUCGUCAGUCUCACUGCAUUCGCUCGCUAAGUUUACAGCGAAGUGGAAGAAAUGGGUUGCGCAGCGUCUAAAGGUGACAAAUCUGAAUCACACGGGAGGAAUGAGGUCAGCAGUUCGGAACCACCCAACUGGGAUAAGGAAGCUGAUCGACUGCGUGACGCCAUCCAAGGAUUGGGCACCGAUGAAAUUUCCAUAGUUAGAGUCUUGGCCAGAUUGACCAACAGACAGAGAAGGAAAUUGCUGAGAGUGUACAAGGAACGAUUUAAUGAGGAUUUAGCAACUGUGCUUGAAACAGAGCUGAGGGGGGCAGCUAAGACAGUGGUAGAUGCGUUACUGUACACACCUGAGAUGUACAAUGUCACUUCAUUAAAAGAAGCCUUUGAAAGCAAGGAUUACGAUACGGUUGUGUCCAUUAUAAUAUCAAGUAGAAAUGACAGUUUAAUGGACAUGAAGGAAAAGUAUUUUGCUGAGUUUAACAAGACAUUAGAAGAUGAUUUGUCCAAGAUACCAGACAAAGAUGUCAGGCAUAUUGUGAUGUCGUUACUUAGUGUCGAUCGAUCUUCUGCCAAGAAAAGAGCUGAUAAGGAAGCGGCAAGAAUAAGAGCCACCUUGUUGUUCAAUGAUGGUGACAUUCUGUCUCUGUUGUGCGAAAAAGUUGGCAGAAAUCAACUGAGGGAGACACUGGCUGCUUUUCUGGAGUUGCAUAGAAUCAAUAUUGGACAAUUUAUUGAAGAGAAAUGUUCAACUCUAUCGAAAAAAGCGCAAGACACCUUAAAAGAUUGUGUUUUAUUGAUUGAAAACCCUCCACAAUAUUUCGCAAAGGAAAUGGCAAAGGCUGACGAGCUCAAGAUAUUGAGAAUGAUGGUCUCUAGGUCUGAGAUAGACCUUUAUUACAUCAAGAAAGAGUUCCUCAGCAUCUACUCGAGACAACUCCAUGACACCAUUGACAAGCAGUGUCGCUUUGAUUACGCCAGACUGUUAAUAGUGAUACUGGAAUUACGUGGACAAUACACUGAGUCAGCUAAGAAGAGAUGAUUUAUGGCAACGUAUCGCAUGUUGUAUCCCAGAUCCCCGAGGUUUCACUUCGUGUAGCCUCACUCAGAAUGAAACGAAGGAUCUGCAUGGUAAUAACGCCCUGUAGGACAGAAAUCGUCUCUAUCCAUGGGUAAAAACAUAUAUACCACAGAGAGGCUCGUCUUUUUAAGACAUUUUGGAUGGCGACAUUAUAAGUACUAAGAGAAGUUUGGUUGAGGCAGUUAAUUGUAUUGAUAUAUCAUGAAAUCUCUCUGCUGAAAAUCUCGCAUUAUGAAGAAAGGAACAAGUGAAAACAAAAGGAACACUGUUGAAAAGAGAAUUUCAAAAGACAAGCACAAAAUCUAACAAUAUU
Messenger RNA from Pocillopora verrucosa, 1432 nucleotides. Its product is annotated as annexin A13. The record is from RefSeq and is a predicted model, not a curated record. Gene Ontology annotation, cellular component: cytoplasm. Gene Ontology annotation, molecular function: calcium ion binding; calcium-dependent phospholipid binding. Lineage: Eukaryota; Metazoa; Cnidaria; Anthozoa; Scleractinia; Pocilloporidae.